Callorhinus ursinus (northern fur seal) is the source of this 3452-nucleotide messenger RNA. It is a transcript of the gene SUSD6, whose product is annotated as sushi domain containing 6. Gene Ontology annotation, biological process: DNA damage response. The record is from RefSeq and is a predicted model, not a curated record. NCBI's taxonomy places the organism in Eukaryota, Metazoa, Chordata, Mammalia, Carnivora, Otariidae.
GUACAGCUGGGCCAGUGACGCGGGAGCCGCUGCCGCCGCCGCCGCGUUCCAUUCUCCUAAGCCGGCGACAACCUCGCACCCCGCCUCCCGCCGCCUCCUCCUGCAGCGCCGGCCAGCGCUAGCCAGACAAGGGCAAGCAGGGCCUCGCCUAGACCCGAGAGGGUUGCGGGCGCGCGCAGGCGGCAGAGCCGAUCCCGGCGCCGCGGAAGCUUCGAGCGCCCCCCUCGCGGAGGUCGCCGCGCGGUUCCCGGGGUAAAUCUACCCGUGGCUGACUUUAGAAUUCUUACUUCUGGCUUUUAAAUUUUUUCUUUUUAAAAUAACUUGGACGGAUAAAAGAUGUGCCAUGGCAGGAUAGCACCAAAGAGCACUGCAGCGUUGGCCGUGGCCUCCGCGGGACAUGGAGUGUUCCUUCCACUGGUGAUCCUAAGCACCCUCCUUGGAGACAGCCUUGCCUCAGUGUGCUCCCUGCCCCCGGAGCCAGAGAAUGGUGGCUACAUCUGCCACCCCCGGCCUUGCAGAGACCCCCUGAACGCGGGCAGCGUCAUUGAGUACCUGUGUGCCGAAGGCUACAUGUUGAAGGGCGAUUACAAGUACCUGACCUGUAAGAAUGGAGAGUGGAAGCCAGCCAUGGAGAUCAGCUGUCGUCUCAACGAGGACAAAGAUGCCCGCACGUCCCUCGGGGUCCCCACGCUGUCCAUAGUGGCUUCCACUGCCAGCUCCGUGGCUCUCAUUCUCCUCCUUGUAGUGCUCUUUGUGCUGCUGCAGCCGAAGCUGAAGUCGUUCCAUCACAGCAGGCGCGACCAGGGGAUAUCUGGCGACCAGGUGUCUAUCAUGGUGGACGGAGUCCAGGUUGCGCUCCCGUCCUAUGAGGAAGCUGUGUAUGGCAGUUCUGGUCACUGUGUGCCACCUGCUGACCCCAGGGUGCAGAUCGUGCUGUCAGAAGGGUCUGGGCCCAGUGGGAGGAAUGGGCCAAGGGAGCAGCAGUUGCAGGACCAGGGGGCUUGUUCCUCUGCAGGUGGGGAGGAGGCCCCAGGCCAGUCUGGACUAUGUGAAGCCUGGGGCCCUCAGAGCUCAGAGACAGUGAUGGUGCAUCAGGCAACCACCUCUUCCUGGGUGGCCGGCUCAGGGAACAGCCAAGUGGCAUACAAAGAAGCCCCAGAUUCGGAGAACAGUGACAUACAAAGCCUUUUAUCCCUCACAUCGGAGGACUACACAGAUGAUAUCCCACUGUUGAAAGAAGCAUGAGCGCUGUCACGGGCCUCUCCUCUCUGCGACGGUCCUCUCUGUCCUUCUGCCCUCUCCUGGGGUUUUGAGCGCCCUGUACUCCAGCCACCCUACCCGGAUACCUGAGCUGCCACCUGUGUAUCUGUGUAUCUCUGUAUGUCCAAGGGCCUCCAGGCCUGCCUUGCUGGAAGCUCGAGGAAGAGUCUCGCCAUCUGCCUGCUGGACAGCUGGAGGAACUGGCCUUUUGCCUAGCCUGGCCUUCCCAUCUGUGUCGGGGACAUAUUUGAAUGCGCUGGACUGAACUCUUCCUUUCCCAGGGCCCUCUGGGUCCCCCCCAGCCAGCUCUCUGGCGGCAGACCCCACCAGCCUGUGCGGGCCUGAGAGCCGCUGUGUUUACUUGUGCCUUCCCCCCAGCCCCUCCAGUUCCCCUGUCAGGUGGGCUUGUGGCUGUCCUACAAGCCUUAGUGGCUGCCCCGCGGCCUCUGCCACACAGGGGGCUGGGGCUGGGGCUGGCCUCUUACCUCGGAGGGCUGGCACUGCUGCCCUUAGCAGGGGCAGAUCCAAGGGUGGCUCUAAUUAGGGCAAGAAUGUGGGUCCCUGGGCCUGCCCUUAGUUGACACCGGUGGCACAUUUCUUUGGCUGAAGUUGGAGGAUGUGGGGAAAACCAUGCCAAAGCUAUGCCAGCACCCAGCUGUCUGGCUCCGAGGUGCUGGCUCCUGGCCCUGUUGAGUUCCCAAGAAGCAUGGAGAAGAUCCUGAGGGAGGGAAGGAAGGUGGCUGAUAAUGGUUGUCUUCCUGAUAUGCGAGUCCUCACUUCCUACGUCCAGCAUUGGCCUUCCUGGCCGUAGUUCUCUCUGUGUCACUGGAGUGUAAGGGGAAGUGGCCUGCUGCCUCCUGGGCUGAAUCCUUGGCAACCUCCGCUUCCUUGCUGCCCACAGGGCCCGAGGUGAAUCAUCGCUGGGACAGGAGGGUUGCUGAGGUGCUGCGGAAUGCCUGUGUGGCCACCGGCAUUCAGGGCAGGUUGCCCUGUUCUGGGUUCGUGGUGACGCAGGGGAGCCUGAGAGGCACAGACCGAGUCCCCAGGCAGCUGCAGGCGGCUCCAGCCCCGGUCUUGAGGGUCCUCGUCACCACAGUCACGUGCCUUAGUAACUGCGCCCAGAAGCAUGCUGCUGCUCGCCGCACCGCUGCUUUCCCUCCUUGUGUUCCCCGGCCCCCCUCCCACAUGUCACAGCGGACACAGGGCUCCCUGCUCCCCCCGGCACCUGGGCGAGGGGCUGACAGCCCCCGACACCCCGCCUCGCUGGUCUGCAGUGGGUGAAAGCUCGCCAAGCAGCCUGGCCCCGGAAGCCCUGCCGUCGAAGGGGGUGGGCUCCAUGCUCCCCGAUGCUUCUGGGGGGGCUCUCGCUCUGCCACCUGUGGGUGCUGGCCAAGGCUGGCCAGGGCUCAGCCAGGCUACUGCCAUCCUCAAAAGAUGUGGCGUUGAGGAAUGCUUAUUUCUGUUUUGUUUUUGAAGCACUGGGCCUGGGAGACUUGUCACUGACCCUGCCGGCACCUCUGCUCCUGCCCAGGCUGCUCUGUUUGGGGUGGUGAGAACAAUAAAGAACCCAGUUUAUUUUCAGUACCUGACCUAACAGGGUAACUCCAGGCGUGGGCGGCCGCUAAGAUUAGGGGAAUGGCCUCCUCUCGGCCUCCUGCGUCACUCUCUCACGCACUUUACCGCCCGCUCCUUCCCAGCCUCCUGGCACCACUGUAGGCUUCCUUCGCUCAGGGUAAGGGCAGUGCCUGCUGGGCCUGUGGGCAACCCCCUUCCUCCCUCCAGGAGCCGGCUGGUUCCAUAUGGAGCGGGGUGACAGAGAUGCUGGAACACAAGCCUCCGAGAGACCUGCAGAUGACUGGGGAGCCUGGCCUUGGCCUCCGAAGAGGCCAUUUCUGGAGACGUGCCUCCAGCAGUCGCUAGCACUGGGCCCAUCUGGAGGGUGGGGUCCCUAUGGACCCGAGUUGCCUCUUCACGCACGGAGGGGUGCCCUUGUCUUCCUCCAGAAAAGAAAGCAGGGACAAAUGGUGGAGGGAUCCAAAGUCUCACUGUUGGGCUUGCAGCCUAGAAUAUUUUUUAAAAUGGAAAAUCUUACCCCUUUUUAUACCAUUACUCUGGGUUUUCCCCCCUAAGAGACUGCACUAUUUGUUUUGGGUUUGUUCAGCCACAUAGGUGACCGGCUUAGCCCUUGGGGG